AUGAGUUAAAUUUCUAAUAAACCAUUUCAAAGUUAAAAUAAAGAUAAAGCUAUUCAUAUUAAUGAAAUAGAUGAAACUUUGUUAACUAUUUUAGAUAAAGAGAGCCUAUAAGAUGCCUAAAUUCCUCAUAUUUAGCAAGAGUACAGCUUUAAAAAUCGUAAAUAAUAAAUAGCUGUUGAAAUACAAUCUAUAGCUAUGGCUAAAGUAGCAGUAACUUUUUUAUAGCACAUUGAACCAUUUCAUAUUCGUGAAAGAUUUUACAGAUACAAAGCAUUACAGCAAAUCGUACCAAAUAAAUUGUAGGCUAUAAUUUAGUUUUUGAAUCCUAAGUAUAUAUUAUCAAAUAUUUUAUAUUCUACUGCUCAAUUUACUGUCAAAGAUGAGAUUAACUUUUGGUUAAAAAACAAAUACUGGGACUUAUAAUCUUAAAAUCCAUUACAUUCAAUUGGUAUUAAUUAUUUAUCUGGUUCUUUGGCAUCAGCUUUUGUAUUUUAAUUUGAAAUGCUAUAUAAUAUAAUAUGUAAACGGGCUUAGAUAAUCGAGCCUGCAGACAAAUUCUAAAGAAUCUUAGAUAGAAUUAAGUUAAAUUCUAAAUAAAUGACAAAAUUUUCUAUAUUCGCAAAUAAUAAAAUAGUUUUUAGCACAAUUUAUUUUGGUACAUUUGAUUCACUUAAUAGUAGCAUAAGAAAUAAAUAUUCUAACUAUUCUCUAUUGUAUUACUCAAUUAUUUCAUCAACUUUAGCACAGCUGUUGAGUGAUCCACUUUAAAAAGCAUCUAUUGCUUAUAUCAAAAAUUUACAACAAUAAGAGAUACAAAUUGCUAAUAAAUAUACAAAUUUAGCAAAAUCUAUGUUUGUCUUUUACUUUAAAAAUCCAUCCAAACUCUUUGAGUACCAUAAUAGAUUCUUUCACAGAUUAUUUUUCAAUAGUAUAACUCUUUGUUACUAUGAAUGGAUAAAAGGAUAUUAUAACUAUGGUAAAAUUAACAGCAUAUAUUGA
Tetrahymena thermophila SB210 is the source of this 999-nucleotide messenger RNA. RefSeq lists its product as hypothetical. The transcript has a single exon. Lineage: Eukaryota; Ciliophora; Oligohymenophorea; Hymenostomatida; Tetrahymenidae. The record is from RefSeq and is a predicted model, not a curated record.